AUGGCGGAAUUUGAUAUCUUAUGCUGUGACUACACGAGGGCGAUCUCAGCGAAGAAGAGGAAGAAACAUUUUCACAUAAUAAUUUUGCGAAAUGUUCGUCCAGAAGUGGUCGUUGUCGUUGAGCGGUUAGAUGAGGAGAACGGCAAUGAGUACUUGUUGACGGAAGUAUAUCAUGAGGAGGUGGUGGCGAGUUCGAGUGGUGGUACUGUGCUAGGCAUGUGGUUCCCAGCGACGGCAGCAGCAGGCGGGCGUCAGGCACGAGGCUGCCUCCGCGCCCUCCUCUCCGCCUCCUCAUCGAGUCAUAUAAUAUUAAUAAUAUUUUGUAUUUAA
This is a messenger RNA of Parnassius mnemosyne (clouded apollo), 330 nucleotides long. Lineage: Eukaryota; Metazoa; Arthropoda; Insecta; Lepidoptera; Papilionidae. The record is from the annotation of a GenBank genome assembly.